UUUCAAUCAGUAUUCAUGACCAAUGAAAAGUAAAAAUAUCAAUUAAUAAGUGCAUGUUGUGCGUAUAAAAGAAUUGUUCAGAUAAUGAUAUUUCUAAUUGUAUUGGAUUAUUAGGAAACAGAAAUACAUCUAAGUUAGUCUCAGGGAAGGCAGCCAAGACAAUCAAUUUAAAUUAAUUUAAACCUCACCGAGGGACAAUCAACUUCUUAAUUCUAUAAAUCAUGGAUUUAUCUAGGUUUUUCCUGUUAAGCUCUAUAGCCAUUUUCAACAUUGAUGUUAUAACCUGUGAUCCAGUUAAUACAGAAAACACUUUAGAAAAAAGGAUAAAUAGUUUACGACAAAGACGUGAGUUAGCUGCACCUCCAUAUCAUUUUACCUGCACACAGGCAAAUGGCUACUUCCAAGACAUCUAUGAUUGUACACAAUAUUGGAAGUGUACAGACAGUGUUCCAAAAAUAAUGAAAUGUCCUUAUCUAAAUCGUUGGAGUGAAACUAAGAAAAAUUGUGACUGGAGAUUUAGAACAACUUGCAAUGAAGCUGACUAUACAAUUCCAACUACCUUGGCCCCAACGACAGUAGAGUCGGAAGACCAGGCAUUCUGUAAGGAAUACAGUCAAAAGACUGAAGGAUGUAUAACAUACGUGUGUUGGAUGGCACAAUGGAUAUUCUUGGACUAUGACAAAUCUGAAGCAAAGAAAUCAGAAUGCUGUUCACUUUAUGGCGGUUGUUAGGAAAUUUCUGAAAUAAAUUCUUUAAGGGUAACUGGUUCGAAAAAGUUUUUCACCUAGCAAGAUAAGAGCCUGCAAUCUGUUUAAUACAUUGUAGGCCUAGUACGGGAAUUUCUUAGACAAUGACAUGACACAACCAUUCUUUUAUCAACCCUGGGACUCAUUAUGACCCUCUGAUGACACUUUUGAAAUGGAUAACUUUUGACCAAAAUUACCAAAACCAUCCUCUGAACGCAGCAAUGAGACAUCAUCCAUGACAUUCCUUCCUGAUUCUUGGAGUAAUUACCAAAACAUGAUCUUUUGAUUGUCUUCUAGAAAGCCCAUGGUUGCACAUAUUGAAAGAUUGACCCUUCUAAAUAUAAAGUAAAUGAGCAGAUAUAAUGGUUCUUUACUAGUUUAUCUGGAUAAAAUACAGAAGCACACAAAGGAGAAUUCAUUUUUUUCGAUUUGAAAUACAAUUCUGGGAAUACAAUAAAGUACUUUAUUGUAUGAACUGUGAAAUGAAGCCCUCUGAUUGGUCAGUUCUUGUGUUGUACCAAUCUGUAUUGCUACUGAGAUUGUCCCCGUUGAUCAUCUCCGUCGC
This is a messenger RNA of Owenia fusiformis, 1311 nucleotides long. The record is from the annotation of a GenBank genome assembly. Lineage: Eukaryota; Metazoa; Annelida; Polychaeta; Sabellida; Oweniidae.